CCCAGGUCAGGUCAGGUAGGUACAGGUAGCGCAGGAGAUGCACGAUCAAAAGCUGAAAUGAGCGCCGCACACUGUUCCAUGUCCACUUUCCCUUGCCCCUCUUGCUUCCAACAGCACUCCCAUCUUUGAGAUUCCUUCGUCGAUCUGCUUACCUUCAUAGAUACAUACAGGCUGCCUUCGCAGUGACUUGUGAAAAUAUCUUAAUCGGUGUGACCAGGGAGGGCUACAGUACAACAACAACAACCACCACAAUGGCAAACAAAAGCAGCGUGACACGCUUCCCCAGGAUCAAGGAGAUCAAGACCUUCAUCAUCCAGGGUGUGGGCUCGGGGGGUGAUUAUCACAAUGUGAAGGGUGGCCAUUGGUUGAUUGAUUCCAAGAUCUCGACGCCAAUGUCUGGCUAUGAGGCAUAUCGUACCUCGCGGACCAGCUGGGGCAUCAACGUGCUCGGAUCCUUUUGCGUGGAGAUAGAGGCAGACGAUGGCACGAAAGGCUUCGCGACCGGUUUUGGUGGACCUCCAGCGUGCUGGCUGGUCGCUGAACACUUUCGCAGGUUCCUGAUUGGUGCAGAUCCGCGCGAUACAAACCACCUGUUCGAACAGAUGUACCGGGGGUCCAUGUUCUAUGGCCGCAAAGGUCUCCCCGUUGCCGUCAUAUCGGUCAUCGACCUCGCGUUGUGGGAUCUCGUGGGCAAGAUCAGAAACGAGCCAGUAUACAAGCUGAUUGGUGGCGCUACGCGGGAGAGGCUGAACUUCUAUUGUACGGGCCCAGAGCCAGCUUCCGCGAGAGAUGCGGGCUUCACUGGUGCAAAGGUAGCACUUCCCUACAGUCCAGGUGAAGGUCCGGAGGGCAUGAGAAAAAACAUCGAGUAUCUGCGAAAAAAGAGGGCUGAAGUGGGCCCGGAAUUUCCCCUACGUGUGGACUGCUACAUGAGUCUGAAUGUUCCAUAUACAAUAGAGCUGGUCGAGAAGUGCAAGGAUCUGGACAUUGACUGGUGGGAGGAAUGUCUCUCUCCUGACGACUUCGAUGGCCACGCGCUGAUCAAGGCGGCCCAUCGGACGGUCAAGUUCACCACCGGCGAGCACGAGUAUUCCCGAUAUGGCUUUCGCAAACUGAUCGAAGGCCGCAAUAUUGACAUUCUGCAACCCGAUGUCAUGUGGGUGGGAGGUUUGACCGAGUUGCUGAAGGUGUCUGCGAUGGCGGCAGCAUACGACAUUCCGGUGAUACCUCACGCGAGUGGCCCCUACUCGUACCACUUUGUAGUCUCGCAGCCGCACAGCCCAUUCCAGGAGUAUUUGGCGAACUCGCCCGAUGGCAAGAGCGUGCUGCCCGUUUUUGGCAAUCUGUUCACCAACGAGCCCAUCCCCACCAAUGGCUUUCUGGAUGUAUCCGUUCUGGACCUACCUGGAUUUGGCCUGGAGCUCAACCCUGCGGCGCCUCUGAUCGACGCCGCCGGUAUACUCAACCCAUCACCAUCACGAUCUCUGCCGGCGCCGGAGCAAGAGCACCCGGACCGGACUAUCAACGGGUCGUCCGCAUGAGCUGGGCGUUGCGUGAAUAGAUGAAGAGUCGAUCAGCGCGGUCAGAUGCGCAUGAUGGGAUAUUGGAUGGAUGGUCGGACUGGGGCUGGGAGCACAUGGUGAUAGCGCGCGCGCAAGUACCUGUGGUGUGUGCAGGAAUUGCUUAUAUAACGGUGGAAGGAG
Molecule: messenger RNA, 1703 nt
Organism: Sphaerulina musiva SO2202
Lineage: Eukaryota; Fungi; Ascomycota; Dothideomycetes; Mycosphaerellales; Mycosphaerellaceae
Product: enolase C-terminal domain-like protein
Exons: 2
Coding region: 252-1541 (429 amino acids)
Biological process (GO): carbohydrate catabolic process
Molecular function (GO): magnesium ion binding; L-rhamnonate dehydratase activity
Source: RefSeq, a predicted model, not a curated record